This is a messenger RNA of Archocentrus centrarchus (flier cichlid), 1381 nucleotides long. RefSeq names its product sarcospan (Kras oncogene-associated gene) (gene sspn). Bases 201 to 875 code for a protein of 224 amino acids. Gene Ontology annotation, cellular component: dystrophin-associated glycoprotein complex; sarcolemma. NCBI's taxonomy places the organism in Eukaryota, Metazoa, Chordata, Actinopteri, Cichliformes, Cichlidae. The record is from RefSeq and is a predicted model, not a curated record. The transcript has 3 exons.
UAGGAAUCCAGUCCAAAUGUUUUCCAUAUUAGUUCAGAACCUUCUCUGAUUUCAAAUAGCAGCCAGAGGUGGGUUUAUGGUAAGAGAAGGCAGAGAGGGGAAGGGAAGGGAAGAGAGGGAGACUACAGGCGGGCUCAUACACAGCAAACAGUAAAAGUCGUGUAGAGAGACAGGAAAAGAAAGUAAAGGCAGAAAGAGAAAUGGGACAGGGACAGAAAGAUUCCUCAGACAAGAAGGAGGGCAAGAAGAAGAGAGAUGACAGCCCAACACCAGACGAUGGCCAUAAGUGCAGAGUCUGUCGUUUCCCUCUGCUCAUCGCCCUGCUCCAGCUGCUAUUGGGGGUGGCUGUCACAGCCGUGGCCUUCCUUAUGUUGGCUAUCAGCCCCUCACUUUUGGCCAGGGAGACUCCACACUGGGCUGGGAUCAUUUUGUGUUUAGUUUCCAUCCUGGGCUUUGUCCUGUACUGUAUCACCUACCUCCCUGAUGAGAGAACAUCUAAGCAAUUCAUUGUCAAGCUCCUGUAUUUUGUCCUGUGCAUGAUUGGCCUGGUCAUCUCUGUGCUGGUCAUGGCAUUUGCUGCACACCACUGUGAGCAGACCACUGACUUCAUCUGUAAGCAGGAGGGAGAAGAAUGCAGGUGUAGACUCAAUGAAGAUGACCCAAUAGCACGCACCUUCACUUAUGAGGGAGUCAGUGACUGUGAGGUGAUCACUGGUACACUCACACUCUACUUCCUGAUCCAGAUCAUCCUCAAUCUGGCCCAAGCAAUUGUCUGUGCUGUUGGUGCCUUCAUCAUGUGGAAGCACCGCUAUCAGGCCUUCUUUGCGGGUCUUCAGAUUGGCUCUCUGUCGAUGCAGCAGUGGCAGAAAGUUUAGCGUGAUGAUGGCAGAGCUUAUGGGGUGACACUGGUCAGUGAGAUUAAGACAGAGUGUGACUGCACUCUGACGGACUGGGAUAUUUGCCUUUUUGUGUGCCUUAGCUUGUUUUCUGUCAGCAUUUCUGUCAGCCAAUCACAUGGCAGGAGCUCAAUUCAUUCGAGCUAGUCGUUGCACCAGCUUUGUAACAGCUUUUUGCACAAAUUUUGUAUUUUGCAUAAGUACCUUUGUACUUCCAGUUGCUGAUUGUUAAUAUUUAAAAAGAAGUUGUAAAGGCAAAAGCAACUAUUUGUGUUUCAUAAUCAUUUUCAGUGUUUUUACUUAUAUUACAUUUUGCUCUUGUGACAUACAUCUCAUUCACAGUGCUAGAAAGUUCCUAAUCACAACACUGAAACCAAACCAAACACUCUGGGGGCACACACUGAAUUACUGUGUUCAAUUAGUAAAUUAAAUUGCCUCAAGAUUUAACAGUUUUCCCAUAGUGGCAAGGUCAAAUGUUACAUUAG